Acomys russatus (golden spiny mouse) is the source of this 1821-nucleotide messenger RNA. RefSeq names its product transmembrane protein 87B (gene Tmem87b). Gene Ontology annotation, biological process: retrograde transport, endosome to Golgi. NCBI's taxonomy places the organism in Eukaryota, Metazoa, Chordata, Mammalia, Rodentia, Muridae. The transcript is spliced from 19 exons. Bases 34 to 1701 code for a protein of 555 amino acids. The record is from RefSeq and is a predicted model, not a curated record. Gene Ontology annotation, cellular component: Golgi apparatus; membrane.
UUCCGGGAGCGCAGGUGCGGCUUCCGUGUCAAGAUGGCUGCCGCCUGCCGCUCUUCGACUUGGCUCCCUCCCGGCCUCCCGUGCCGCCUGCCCGCCGGGGCCCAGCUGCUGCGCGUUGCCCUGUGCCUCCUGUGUUGGGUCCCGGCGGCUGUAGACGCAGUCCCUGAGCUCGGGCUUUGGACGAGGAGGGUCAAUGACAAAUCAGGACCUUUGAUAUUCAGGAAAACUAUGUUUAACUCUACUGAGAUCAGGUUUUCUGUGAAAUCAUUCAGUUGCUCUGGACCUGUGAAGUUUACCAUAGAGUGGCAUUUGAAGUAUCAUACCUGUCACAAUGAGUACCCUGGCCUGGAAGAGGAGCUGCUGCAGAAGCAGGAACUUCAUGCUGAUGCAGACUUCUGUGCUUACUUCAAGAACAUUGACUGUUGGACAACAAAAAGUGAAAACCUGGAUUGUAGCAGUGACACCCAGGCGUUUCCCUCACUAAGUAAUAAAGAACUAACAGGCAUCAGAAACAUUUCAAGCCAGGAAGGAUCAACGGAUGUUGUAGCCAGGACCCAGAAAGAUGGCUUCCAUAUCUUCAUUGUCUCUAUUAAAACGGAAAAAACAGAUGCAGUCUGGGAUUUAAAUGUUUCUCUCUCUAUGGUGGGGCCUCAUGGAUACAUCUCUGCAUCAGACUGGCCUCUAAUGAUUUUUUACAUGGUGAUGUGUAUUGUUUACAUAUUAUAUGGUGUCCUCUGGCUGAUGUGGUCUGCCUGUUACUGGAAAGAUAUAUUAAGAAUCCAGUUCUGGAUUGCAGCUGUUAUUUUCCUAGGAAUGCUUGAAAAAGCAGUUUUUUAUAGUGAAUACCAAAACAUCAACAGCACUGGACUGUCAACCCAAGGCUUACUUAUAUUUGCGGAGUUGAUAUCUGCACUAAAGAGGACAUUGGCUCGCCUGCUUGUGAUCAUUGUGAGCUUAGGUUAUGGCAUCGUGAAGCCUCGGUUAGGAACAGUCAUGCACCGGGUGAUUGGACUGGGACUGCUUUACUUGGUCUUUGCAGCCAUCGAAGGCGUCAUGAGAGUCAUCGGGGGCUCUAAGCAUUUGUCUGUUGUUUUGAGUGACAUUGUUUUAGCAGUUAUUGACUCCAUUUUUGUGUGGUUCAUUUUUAUAAGUUUGGCACAGACUAUGAAGACUCUAAGGCUCAGAAAGAACACGGUGAAAUUCUCAUUGUAUAGGCAUUUUACAAAUACUCUCAUCUUUGCUGUGCUGGCUUCCAUAGUGUUUAUGGUGUGGACAACAAAGACCUUCAGGAUCGCAAAAUGCCAAUCAGAUUGGAUGGAGCUCUGGGUUGAUGAUGCAUUUUGGAGCUUCCUCUUCUCCCUCAUCCUCAUUGUGAUAAUGUUCUUGUGGAGGCCAUCGGCAAAUAACCAGAGGUAUGCCUUCAUGCCCUUGAUAGAUGAUUCUGAUGACGAAGUCGAGGAAUUCAUGGUAACAUCUGAAAAUUUAACUGAAGGAAUAAAACUAAGAGCCUCAAAAACAGUCUCAAACGGAACAGCUAAACCUACUGCUGAUAAUUUUGAUGAAGAUUUGAAGUGGGUGGAAGAAAAUAUCCCUUCUUCGUUCACAGACGUAGCUCUCCCAGUGUUAGUGGACUCGGAUGAGGAAAUUAUGACCAGAUCUGAAAUAGCUGAAAAAAUGUUCUCUUCAGAAAAGAUCAUGUGAUCGGGACCGCAGUGGGUCCAGCGUGAGCGGGAAGUGCGGUUGACAGCUUCGCCCGCCCGUGAUACAAGUUUUACUGUGUCGUUCUCUUGGGGAUCUGUGUAUGCAAAUGAAGAAUUGAGG